UCAAUGGAGCGGCUCCUGGUCCGGCUGUGCGGCACCAGCGUUGCGCAGCCGCUCCCGCUGUGGGAGGGGGACACCACUGGCCACUGCUUCACCCAGCUGGUGCUCAGCGCCCUUCCCCACGCGCUCCUCGCUGUGCUCAGCGCCUGCCACCUGAGCACCCCGAGGAGCCCAGGUUAUAGUCUACCCUGCAGUCCAGGCUGGCGCCUCCGACUUGCAGCCUCCUUCCUGCUCUCCGUCUUCCCUCUGCUAGACCUCCUUCCAGCUGCUCUGCCGCCAGGGGCAGGCCCAGGACCCAUAGAGCUAGAAGUGCUGGCAGCAGGCGUGGCAGCUGUGGCCUGGAUCAGCCAUAGUGUGGCCCUAUGGACACUGGCCCGUUCCCCUCAUAGCCUCUCCCGAGGACCCUUGGCCUUGGCUCUGGCUGCCUUCCUGCCCGCUCCAGCCCUGGUGCUGACCUUGCUGUGGCACUGCCAGCGAGGCACACUUCUUCCCCCACUUCUCCCAGGGCCCCUAGCCCGCCUCUGUAUUCUCAUCCUGCAGCUGACUGCACUGUUGGCCUAUGGACUAGCCUGGGCGGCCCCUGGAGGACAGCAGGAACCCUGGUCCCAAGAGCCCCUUCUUUCCAAUGGACAGGAACCUGAGGUGGCUGAAGAUGGGGAGAGUUGGCUGUCGCGAUUUUCCUAUGCCUGGCUGGCACCCCUCCUGGACCGUGGGGUCCGUGGAGAGCUCCGACAGCCCCAGGACACUUGCCGCCUCCCCUACAGACUCCAUCCAACCUACCUGGCCCAACUCUUUCAGGCACAUUGGCAGGAAGGGGCUCGGCUGUGGAGAGCCCUGUAUGGGGCCUUUGGGCGACGCUACUUAGCACUUGGGCUGUUGAAACUUAUGGGAACCAUGCUGGGCUUCUCAGGCCCCCUGCUUUUGUCUCUGUUGGUGAGCUUCUUGGAGGAGAAGCAGGAACCCCUAAGCCAGGGCCUGCUCUAUGCCUUGGGGCUAGCCAGCGGGGCUGUGCUGGGCGCUGUGCUGCAGAACCAGUAUGGGUACGAGGUACGGAAGGUGAUGCUGCAGGCCCGGGGGGCUGUGCUGGACAUCCUGUACCACAAGGCUUUACAACUCGGGCCUAACCGUCCCCCUGCGGGGGAGGCCCUGAACCUUCUAGGCACAGACUCAGAGAGGCUGCUAAACUUUGCUGGGACCUUCCAUGAAGCCUGGGGCCUGCCCCUGCAACUGUCCAUCACCCUCUACCUGCUUUACCAUCAGGUGGGCAUAGCCUUUGUGGGUGGUCUGGUCCUGGCACUGCUGCUGGUACCUGUCAACAAGGUGAUUGCCACUCGCAUCAUGGCCAGCAACCAGGCGAUGCUGCAGCACAAGGAUGCCCGGGUCAAGCUCAUGGCAGAGCUGCUGAGUGGCAUUCGAGUCAUCAAGUUCUGUGGGUGGGAACAGGCACUGGGGACCCGAGUGGAGGCCUGCCGGGCUCAAGAGCUGGGGCGACUACGGGUCAUCAAAUACUUGGAUGCAGCCUGUGUGUACCUGUGGGCUGCCCUGCCAGUUGUCAUCUCCAUCGUCAUCUUCAUCACCUAUGUUCUCAUGGGGCACCAGCUCACUGCCACCAAGGUAUUCACGGCCCUGGCUCUGGUUGGAAUGCUCAUUCUUCCCCUCAACAACUUCCCAUGGGUAAUCAAUGGGCUUCUGGAGGCCAGAGUGUCCUUGGAUCGUAUCCAGCGUUUCCUCGACCUUCCAAACCAUAACCCCCAGGCUUAUUACAGCCCAGACCUUCCCAUGGAGCCUUCUACAGUAUUGGAACUGCGUGAAGCCAGAUUCUCCUGGGACCCUGUUGGAAACAACCAGGAGACCUUCAUCUGUCACCUUGAAGUAAAAAAGGGUUCCCUGGUGGGCAUCGUGGGGAAGGUAGGCAGCGGGAAGAGCUCACUGCUGGCUGCCAUCGCUGGGGAGCUCCACAGGCUGAGUGGGCAGGUGGCAGUGUCAGGGUUGUCCAAGGGCUUUGGCCUGGCCACCCAGGAACCCUGGAUCCAGUUUGCCACCAUUCGAGACAACAUUCUCUUUGGGAAGACGUUUGACAACGAGCUGUACAGGACAGUGCUGGAGGCCUGCGCCCUCAACGAUGACCUUAGCAUCCUGCCUGCUGGAGACCAGACGGAGGUAGGGGAGAAGGGUGUGACUCUUAGCGGGGGACAGCGGGCCCGGAUUGCCCUGGCUCGAGCUGUCUACCAGGAAAAGGAGUUCUAUCUCCUGGAUGACCCCCUUGCUGCUGUGGAUGCAGAUGUGGCCAACCACCUGCUGCACAAGUGCAUUCUGGGAGUCCUGGGCCACACCACCCGACUGCUGUGCACCCACCGCACCGAGUACCUGGAGAAGGCUGAUGUAGUGCUGCUGCUGGAGGCUGGACGCCUCGUCCGAGCUGGACCACCCUCUGAGAUUCUGCCAUUGGUGCGAGCUGUCCCCAAAGCCUGGACUGAGAAUGAACAGAAAACUGACUCAGCCACAGAACAGUCAGUAUGGAGCCCAGAGAAAGCAAAAGAGAGUCUGGAGGUAGAGAAGAGUACAUCUAGCCGCCUGCUCCAGGAAGAAAGCAAAAAGGAGGGCGCCGUGGCCUUCCACGUGUACCGAGCAUACUGGCGGGCCGUGAGCUGUGGCCUGGCCCUCGCCAUUCUCUCCUCUCUGCUCCUUAUGCAAGCCACACGGAAUGCUGCUGACUGGUGGCUCUCCCACUGGAUCUCUCAGUUAAAGGCGACCAAGAAUAGCUCCCUGGAGGUGCCAGCCCCCGCCGGCCCAGUUUCUUUAGGGCUUUUCUCUCCGCAGCUGCUCCUCUUCUCGGCCGGAAGCCUCUAUGCCCCAGUGCUCCCACUGCCCAAAGCUGCCCCCAAUGGCUCCUCAGACAUCCGUUUCUACCUCACCGUGUAUGCGACCAUUGCUGGCGUCAACUCCCUCUGCACACUUCUCCGGGCGCUGCUGUUUGCAGCAGGCACUCUCCGGGCGGCCAGCAUCCUACACCGACGUCUGCUGUAUCGAGUCCUCCUGGCACCAGUGACUUUCUUUGACUCCACACCCACUGGUCGGGUCUUGAACCGCUUCUCUUCGGACGUGGCCUGUACGGAUGACAGCCUGCCCUUCAUCCUCAACAUCUUCCUGGCCAAUGCAGUAGGCCUGUUGGGCCUCCUGGCCGUGUUGAGCUCUGGCCUUCCCUGGCUGCUGCUGCUGCUGCCCCCCCUGAGCAUCCUCUACUACCGUGUGCAGCGCUACUACCGAGCCUCCUCCAGGGAGCUGCGGCGCCUGGGGAGCCUCUCCCUGUCCCCGCUCUAUACUCAGCUGACCGACACCUUGGCUGGCCUCCCUGUGCUGCGGGCCACAGGGGCCACCUACAGGUUUGAGGAAGAGAACCAGCGACUCCUGGAGCUAAACCAGAGGUGCCAGUUUGCCUCCAGUGCCACAAUGCAGUGGCUUGACAUCCGGCUGCAGCUCAUGGGGGCUGCAGUUGUCAGCGCCAUUGCUGCCAUCGCCCUGGUGCAGCACCAGCAGGGUGUCACCAAUCCAGGGCUGGUGGGCCUGUCACUGUCUUACGCUCUGUCCCUGACGGGCCUGCUGUCGGGCCUGGUGAACAGCUUCACUCAGACAGAAACCAUGCUGGUGAGCGUGGAGCGGCUGGAGGAGUACUCCUGUGACCUGCCCCAGGAGCCCCAGGGACACGCGCUGCGGCUGGGCAUUGGCUGGCUGACCCAGGGGAGUGUCGAGUUCCAGGACGUGGUGUUGACGUACCGGCCAGGGCUGCCAAAUGCCCUGGAUGGGGUGACCUUCCGUGUGCAGCCCGGAGAGAAGUUGGGCAUCGUGGGCCGCACGGGCUCCGGCAAGUCCUCCCUGUUGUUGGUGCUCUUUCGGCUGCUGGAGCCCAGCGCAGGACGAGUGCUACUGGACGGCAUGGACACCAGCCAGCUGGAGCUGGCCGAGCUCAGGUCCCAGCUGGCCAUUAUCCCCCAGGAGCCGUUUUUGUUUAGUGGGACUGUCCGGGAGAACCUGGACCCCAAGGGCCUGCAUGAUGACGAGGCCCUGUGGCAGGUGCUUGGGCAGUGCCACUUGAGUGAGGUGAUUGUAUCCAUCGGUGGCCUGGAUGGUGAGUUGGGUGAGGGAGGCCGGAGCUUGUCCCUGGGGCAGAGGCAGCUGCUGUGUCUGGCCCGUGCUCUCCUCACAGAUGCCAAGGUCCUGUGUAUUGAUGAGGCCACAGCAAGUGUGGACCAGAAGACAGACCAGCUUCUCCAGGAGACCAUCCGUAAACGCUUUGCCAGCAAGACAGUGCUGACCAUCGCCCACAGGCUCAACACAAUCAUGAACUCAGACCGGGUCCUGGUGCUGCAGGCGGGGAAAGUCAUGGAGCUGGACUCCCCUGCUGCCCUGUGCAGCCAGCCCCACUCGCUGUUCCAGCAGCUGGUGCAAAGCAGCCAGCAGGCAGCCCACUUCUCUGUCUGA
This is a messenger RNA of Elephantulus edwardii (Cape elephant shrew), 4476 nucleotides long. It is a transcript of the gene ABCC10, whose product is annotated as ATP-binding cassette, sub-family C (CFTR/MRP), member 10. Gene Ontology annotation, cellular component: membrane. Gene Ontology annotation, molecular function: ATP hydrolysis activity; ABC-type transporter activity; ATP binding. The transcript has 21 exons. The coding region runs from base 4 to 4476 and encodes 1490 amino acids. NCBI's taxonomy places the organism in Eukaryota, Metazoa, Chordata, Mammalia, Macroscelidea, Macroscelididae. Gene Ontology annotation, biological process: transmembrane transport. The record is from RefSeq and is a predicted model, not a curated record.